Molecule: messenger RNA, 522 nt
Organism: Pseudozyma hubeiensis SY62
Lineage: Eukaryota; Fungi; Basidiomycota; Ustilaginomycetes; Ustilaginales; Ustilaginaceae
Exons: 1
Coding region: 1-522 (173 amino acids)
Biological process (GO): protein complex oligomerization; [2Fe-2S] cluster assembly
Cellular component (GO): mitochondrion
Molecular function (GO): ATPase activator activity; protein-folding chaperone binding
Source: RefSeq, a predicted model, not a curated record
AUGGAUCUCGACUUCUCCUCCGUCCCCUCUGGAGGCUGGGCUAUCGACACCCCCUCCCUCAAACGAGCUUGGCGACUCAAGAUGGCCGUCACGCAUCCCGAUCGCAUGGUCGGACGAAGCGAAAAGGAACAAUCGAUCGGAGCUCAACAAAGCGCCUUGAUCAAUCGAGCCUACGAGACCCUACUGAAUCCUCUCCCACGUGCCUUCUACCUGUUGGAACGUCACGGCGUCAAAGAAAUUUCGGAGUCGGACUCUCUCGAAGACCCGGAACUGCUUAUGGAGGUGAUGGAGUUGAGAGAGAGGUUGGAGGAAGCAGAGAGUGAGGAAGAGGCAGCAGAGGUCAGGAAGGAUAAUGCAAGGUUGUUGGAUGCGACGGUCGAGACUCUAGAGAAAGCGUUCGGUGAGAAUCCGCCGGAUCUGGAGACAGCCAAGCAGGCAAGUGUUCAGUUGAGGUACUGGACCAAUAUCGAAAAGGCCGCGAGGGAGUGGUCGCGGGGCAAACGGGUCGAGUUGCAACACUGA